Molecule: messenger RNA, 1677 nt
Organism: Penicillium waksmanii
Lineage: Eukaryota; Fungi; Ascomycota; Eurotiomycetes; Eurotiales; Aspergillaceae
Product: putative MFS sugar transporter
Exons: 2
Coding region: 1-1677 (558 amino acids)
Biological process (GO): transmembrane transport
Cellular component (GO): membrane
Molecular function (GO): myo-inositol:proton symporter activity
Source: RefSeq, a predicted model, not a curated record
AUGGCGGAAGUCAAAGACAUGCCCUCCGAUUCCCACAGGGAGGACAAGGAGGUUGGCGCCUUCGAAGUGGACGAUAUUCAGGACCUCAAGGAAUCCAAGGAGGACCGUGAAUUGACCGAGGCAGCUAUGGAUGCCGAGUUGCAACAACUGGAAGAGCGGCUGCAAUCGCUUCCCAAGCCCUUUUUUGAAGUCACAAUGAACAACCCCGCCCUUUUUACCUACAUCAUCGUCGCCUUUGCCUCUAUGGGAGGUCUGCUCUCCGGUCUCGAUCAGUCUCUCAUCUCCGGUGCUAUCGAUCUCCCCAAGGACCUACAUCUGAAUGACUCGCUGAACAGUCUGGUCAACUCCGGUAUGCCCCUCGGUGCCGUCGCUGGUGCCCUCAUCCUUUCACCUUCGAACGAAUAUCUCGGCCGUAAAAUGUCUAUCAUUGUUUCUUGCAUUCUCUACACCAUUGGUGCCGCCCUGGAGGCUGGUGCGAUGAACUUCGGUAUGAUCUUCGCCGGUCGUUUCAUUCUCGGAGCUGGUGUUGGUCUUGAGGGUGGUACUGUGCCUGUCUACGUCGCUGAGUGUGUCCCCAGUCGCAUUCGUGGUAACCUUGUCUCGGCCUAUCAAUUGAAUAUCGCGCUGGGUGAGGUCCUCGGAUACGCCAUCGCUGCUAUGUUCUUCUCAGUCACCGGUAACUGGCGCUACAUUCUGGGAUCCUCUCUGGUCUUCUCUACCAUUCUGCUGGUUGGAAUGAUAUUCCUCCCCGAGAGUCCCCGUUAUUUAAUGCACAAGGGUCGCGACGUCGCCGCCUACUCUGUCUGGAAGCGCAUCCGCGGCUUCGACGACUACGACUCAAAGGAUGAAUUCCUCGGCAUGCGCCAGGCUGUGACCGCCGAGCGUGAAGAGCAGCUUGCCACCGAGAAGUAUCCCUGGAUGGACUUCUUCACCAAGCCUCGUGCCCGCCGUGCCAUCGUGUAUGCCAAUAUCAUGAUUGUUCUGGGCCAGUUGACCGGUGUGAACGCUGUCAUGUACUACAUGUCGACACUGAUGAAGAACAUCGGCUUCGACGACAAGACCGCCAUCUUCAUGUCUCUGGUCGGUGGUGGCUCGCUUCUAUUUGGAUGUAUCCCUGCUGUGCUCUACAUGGAGCGAUUUGGUCGUCGCUACUGGGCCAACGCCAUGCUGCCGGGUUUCUUUGUUGGUCUUGUUCUUGUCGGUGCUGGAUACACCAUCGACUACAACACCCACCCCAAGCUUGCUGAGGGCCUCUACCUAACUGGUAUUAUCUUGUAUAUGGGUUUCUUUGGUUCCUACGCCUGUCUCACCUGGGUUAUCCCGUCCGAGGUUUUCCCCACUUACCUCCGUCACUACGGAAUGACCACCGCCGACGCGACUCUCUUCCUGUGCUCGUUCAUCGUCACCUACAACUUCACUCGCAUGAUGGAGUCCAUGACCCGGAUUGGCCUGACUCUCGGCUUUUACGGUGGCAUUGCCGUGCUUGGAUGGUUUUACCAGAUCAUCUUCAUGCCUGAGACUAAGAACCUUUCUCUCGAGGAGAUUGAUGAGCUGUUCUCCAAGCCUACUUCGGUCAUUGUGAAGCAGAACCUGAAGCAGACUUCCGAGGUCAUUCGUGAUCUGUCGCACUUCCGCUUCAAGAAGGUCUUCUCUCCUGAGCCUUACAAGAAGAAGUAA